Molecule: messenger RNA, 1615 nt
Organism: Rana temporaria (common frog)
Lineage: Eukaryota; Metazoa; Chordata; Amphibia; Anura; Ranidae
Exons: 2
Coding region: 100-1593 (497 amino acids)
Source: RefSeq, a predicted model, not a curated record
UUAUUAUUAUUAAUUAUUUAUUUAUUAUCUAUUUAUUUAUUUAUUUUUUGCGGCCUCUCUACAAUUUUUGCAGCCGAUCCUUCCGCCCAAGCUCUAACAAUGAGUCAUUCACCGCGUAACAAAGAUCCUCACACCAUUAGCCCUGCCCACUCCAAGAGGACCAGAAAGUCAUCAAGAUCUCGUGAUAAUGACAGCCCAGUCCGCAGAUCGGAUUCCUCACGACACCGGUCCCACUCAUCAAGGCGAAGAUCCCGAUCUCCACGCCAUAGAUCACAGAGGUCAAGAUCCAGGGGUCAUGAUCACUCUCCAUCUUCAAGAAGUCAAAGAAGGAAGAAGUGUUGGACAUGCGGGGCUACGCCACUACCCGACAAGGUAGUUUGUAAGGACUGCUUUACGGACUAUGCGUCCAGCCGCGAGCAGGAAAAUCGGCAGGCAGUAGAACUGCUGGACAAAGCUAUGAGAGACUCCUUCUCCAAGCUCUUGGCUGCUGUCCCUGUUCAGCCGACCUCGCAGGUACCACAGACUCAGAAUGUGGAACCCAGUCUCCCGGGGCCCUCAACAGUCGGGCAACCUGUACUACCGACUGAUCGGUCAGGCAGAGACUCCUCACCCGGAGAUGACUCGGAGUAUUCAGCAGAGGAAUCAGAAUCCUCAGGGUUCAGCUUUUCCCUGGUAAGCCCGUUUAUCCAGGCAGUUAAGUCAGCAAUCUCCUGGAAAGAGGAUGAUCCCCCUCAAGAGGCGACAAGCUAUUUUCCCUUUCUCAAAAGGAAGCAGAUUCUGUUCCCGUUAAUGGGGGAGAUAAGCCAGAUCAUUCUCAAUGAAUGGGCAAAGCCUGAUAAAAAGUUCUCUUUGACCCGGCUCAACAAGUUGUAUCCCUUACCAGAAUCUGGAACACAGGCACUAAACUCUAUGCCGGUGGUGGAUGCAUCAGUAGUACGCCUUGCCAAAAACGUGACCUUACCAAUGGAGGAUUCCACCUCCUUCAAGGAUCCCAUAGACAGGCGUAUUGACCUAGAACUAAAGAGGAGCUACUUGGCGGCAGGAGCAGCCUGUAAACCGGCCAUCGCCCUCACGUCAGUCUCUAAUGCCAUUAGGUCAUGGACAGAUAACAUUGAGACUGCUCUGCGUCAAAACGUCCCAACAGAAGACGUAAUAAAAGCCUUAGAGGAACUCAGGCUAUCAGCAGACUUUGUCGGAGUCGCUGCCAUUGAUACCAUCAGAUGCUCGGCGAGAUCUAUGUUACACUCUGUGAUGGCAAAAAGGGCCUUGUGGCUGAAACCCUGGUCAGCUGACCUUUCAUCCAAACAGAGCUGGUGCAAAAUUCCCUUUGAUGGGAAGGCGCUUUUCGGAGAUAAGAUGGAUAACGCAAUCUCUAGGCUGUCAGGAGGGAAGUCUGGUAUGCUCCCACAAGACAGGAGAACACGAAGAUUCAGAGGUGGUCCCUCUAGGUUCCGCCGCUCAGAUUCAAGAGACUUCAGAAAUUCGGGUCAAUUCAGAGACAACAGAAGACCUUGGAGAGGCACUCAGCAAUCCUUCUUGAACAGAAAGAUGAAAGCCCCUCCGGCUCCUCAGGAGCAAAAGCAGUCCUUUUGACGCCGAGCCAACCCUGACACUC